UCCGAAAUACACACUUUUAAUUCUUCGUCUUCUAGAUUCUGAAAAGAGAAGAAGAAACCUCGCUAUACACCUCUCUUCGGUGUAUAUCUCCCAGGCCCGCAAAAACCAUUUCGUCUACGACAAUUACAAGCUAGAUAGGGAGAGAGCGAGAGGGAUAGAAAGAUAUAGAUAUGGUAGAUUUCAGCGGCGGCUCCGACGACAAACUAUCCUAUUUCCAAGCGAUCACAGGCUUAGAAGAUCCUGUCCUCUGUCAGGAGAUCCUGGCCGCUCAUAAUUGGGAUCUCGAACUCGCCAUCUCCGCUUUCACCACUUCCAAUCCCUCGUCCGACCCCCCUACUGCCAGCGCCACCACAACCGUCCGAUCCGAUUCCUGGGAAGGCAUCCAACGCCCCGAUUCUCCCGCCGACGUGCCGGCCCCUCCCCCCGGUCUUGCAUGGAAGCUCAUUACCCUCCCCAUCUCCGUAGUCUCCGGCGGCCUCGGGCUGGUCUCCGGCGCGAUCGGCCUCGGCAUGUGGGUCGCGGGCGGCGUCCUCUCCCACUCCCUCGGCAUGAUCGGGUGGGGCCCGCGCGGGGCUGACGCGGCUUCCUCCUCUUCGACUCCGUUGGUUUCUUUAUCGGCAGCGGCGGCGGAGGCAUUGGAUUUCAUAUCCGCGUUCGAGAGGGACUACGGCUCGACGCGCCCAAACUUUGUUGCGGAAGGGUUCAUGGACGCGCUGCAGCGGGCCCGUCGGGAGUUUCGGAUGCUUUUCGUGUACCUGCAUUCACCGGACCACCCUGACACGCCAGCGUUCUGCCAGGGGAGCCUGUGCUCGGAGCUGGUGUCGGCGUUCGUGAAUGAGAACUUCGUGGUGUGGGGCGGGAGCAUUCGGGCGAGUGAGGGGUUCAAGAUGAGUAACAGCUUGAAGGCCUCCCGUUACCCUUUCUGUGCGGUUGUCAUGCAGGCCACCAAUCAGAGGAUCGCACUGCUCCAGCAGGUUGAGGGACCAAAAUCUCCUGAACAAAUGAUUGAAAUCCUUCAAAAAGUUGUUGAAGAGAGUUCUCCUUCUUUAGUUGCAGCUAGGCUUGAAGCAGAAGAAAGAAGGAGUGCUGUUCGUUUAAGGGAGGAACAAGAUGCUGCAUACCGAGCAGCACUUGAAGCUGAUCAGGCUAGGGAACGACAGAGAAAAGAAGAGCAAGAACGAUUGGAAAGAGAAGCUGCAGAAGCUGAGAGGAAGCGCAAGGAGGAAGAAGAGGCUCGAGAAAGAGCAGUUCGGGAAGCUGCUGAAAGAGAAGCUGAACUAGCUAGAAGGCGGCAAGAGAAAGCUCUGUCACUGGGAGAUGAACCUGAAAAAGGGCCUAAUGUUACCCAAGUUCUUGUGCGGUUUCCAACAGGAGAACGGAAGGAGAGGCGGUUUCAUAGUACAGCUAUGAUCCAAUCUCUCUACGACUAUGUCGAUUCUCUGGAUUGCUUGAAGGCUGAGAAAUAUAACCUGGUUUCAAACUUCCCUAGGGUCAUCUACGGCCCAGAAAAGCGCUCCUUGUCUCUGAAGGAAGCCGGGUUGCAUCCACAGGCGAGCCUGUUUGUCGAGGUGGACUCAUAAGAACCAAAUUAUCCAAGAACCAUGAUCGAUUGGCAUCCGAUGCUGCUGCGGAUCCGGAAUGGAAACUUCAUGUCCUAGUUUUUUCCCCCUUUUAGUAGGCUAAAAUCAAUCUCUGCAUUGUCUGCCAAUCGUUGACAAUGGGGGAAUGGAAUGAUGGGUGGUUCAAAUCUACAAGCAAUUUCAUGCAUUGAAGAUCAACAGAUGCUUUCAGUUUCUGAUAUCUGUAAUAAUCUGUCGCCUAGGAACAAAGUUAGAGACGAUUAUCGUUUUCAGGAUACUGUUUGGAAUGAACUUGGAAUUACGAUAACAUUAUUAGAACA
Magnolia sinica is the source of this 1900-nucleotide messenger RNA. Its product is annotated as plant UBX domain-containing protein 10. The record is from RefSeq and is a predicted model, not a curated record. The coding region runs from base 171 to 1580 and encodes 469 amino acids. The transcript is spliced from 4 exons. Gene Ontology annotation, molecular function: ubiquitin binding. Gene Ontology annotation, cellular component: endoplasmic reticulum. Lineage: Eukaryota; Viridiplantae; Streptophyta; Magnoliopsida; Magnoliales; Magnoliaceae.